Camelina sativa (false flax) is the source of this 1354-nucleotide messenger RNA. RefSeq names its product cytochrome c1 2, heme protein, mitochondrial. Lineage: Eukaryota; Viridiplantae; Streptophyta; Magnoliopsida; Brassicales; Brassicaceae. Gene Ontology annotation, cellular component: respiratory chain complex III. Gene Ontology annotation, molecular function: electron transfer activity; heme binding. The record is from RefSeq and is a predicted model, not a curated record. Gene Ontology annotation, biological process: mitochondrial electron transport, ubiquinol to cytochrome c.
GUCGCGUCAUCUGGAAGACAUACAAUUUCUCUGGUAUCUGUUUACUUCUUCUUCUUCCUCCUUUGUGUUGGUCAAUCGCCGAUCUCGUUGCUUCAUUUUUCACUCGAGGUUGAUUGGUACAAAAGUGUUCAUCAAAUGGUUGGAGGUGGAGUUAUCCAGCAGCUUCUUAGAAGGAAACUUCAAUCUCAAUCAGUCGCAACUCCGGUAUUGUCAUGGUUGUCUUCGAAGAAAGCUAAUGAAGAUGCUGGGUCUGCUGGUGUUAAAGCGUUUGCUCUCAUGGGUGCUGGUAUUACAGGGUUGUUGAGUUUUUCUACUGUGGCAUCCGCUGAUGAGGCCGAACAUGGUUUGGAGUGUCCAAACUACCCUUGGCCACAUGAAGGCAUUCUCAGCUCAUAUGACCAUGCUUCGAUUCGUCGUGGUCACCAAGUUUAUCAGCAAGUCUGUGCGUCUUGCCACUCGAUGUCUCUGAUCUCGUACCGAGACUUGGUUGGUGUUGCCUACACAGAGGAAGAGGCAAAGGCAAUGGCAGCUGAAAUCGAGGUUGUUGAUGGACCAAAUGAUGAGGGUGAGAUGUUCACCCGUCCUGGUAAACUCAGUGACCGGCUUCCUCAACCAUACUCAAAUGAAUCAGCUGCAAGGUUCGCCAAUGGAGGAGCGUAUCCACCUGAUCUAAGUCUUGUAACUAAGGCACGUCACAAUGGCCAAAAUUAUGUCUUUGCUCUGUUGACUGGUUACCGUGACCCUCCUGCUGGAAUUUCGAUUAGAGAGGGGUUACACUACAAUCCCUAUUUCCCUGGUGGAGCAAUCGCUAUGCCAAAGAUGCUUAAUGAUGAAGCUGUGGAAUAUGAAGAUGGAACUCCUGCAACAGAAGCACAGAUGGGUAAAGAUGUUGUAUCAUUCUUGUCCUGGGCAGCUGAACCAGAAAUGGAAGAGAGGAAAUUGAUGGGUUUCAAAUGGAUAUUUUUACUGUCUUUGGCUCUGCUUCAAGCUGCAUAUUACAGGAGACUGAAAUGGUCAGUACUCAAAUCCCGUAAGCUUGUUCUCGACGUCGUGAACUAAUCCCGUGAAGAUCAGCUUUUCUCUGGAUAAUAAGCAUUAAUCUUGAAAGGGAUGAAGUGGUGAAAUCCCACUUUUUGUCUCCAAAGACAUGUUUCUUUAUUUAUCGUUUAGAGAGUCUAAUGAGGGAAAAGAAGUCAAGUUUCUUUUUUAACCUCAUAGUUUACACAUGAUUUUGAGAUUGUAUCAUUUCCAUUUCUGUUUGUUUGUCUCCUAAGCCGGUCUCGGGUUGUUUUAAUAAAAAUAUGUGGUUUUACAACCUCUCAUGUGUAUAUCAAGAAACAUGAUUUUGUUACAA